Messenger RNA from Hermetia illucens (black soldier fly), 1115 nucleotides. RefSeq names its product carboxypeptidase B. The transcript has 3 exons. Gene Ontology annotation, biological process: proteolysis. The record is from RefSeq and is a predicted model, not a curated record. Bases 183 to 1115 code for a protein of 310 amino acids. Lineage: Eukaryota; Metazoa; Arthropoda; Insecta; Diptera; Stratiomyidae. Gene Ontology annotation, molecular function: metallocarboxypeptidase activity; zinc ion binding.
AAUUUCCAAUGUUACAUCGAGUUCUGUGAUCCUUUCUCGGUAUUGCUCCCAUGUCUCACCAAGUGUCAUUGUCAUUUUUUCCGAUAUCAGGAAUUAUUUCAAAAAAUAAAAUUGUCCGUGUUAAUAUUUCGAUAUCUUUGUUAAUAUCUUAGUGACUUAAUUUAGCGUUUCCCACCGGAAAGAUGGAUAUAAGAAAACCUAACAUAUUGGGCGAUUAUUUAAGACAUAAAGAUAUAAAUUGUUAUCUGGAUUAUCUAGCUCGGAGGUAUAGUAGAUUUGUAACCGUUUUUCCGAUCGGGACUUCAUUCGAGGGGCGGUCAAUAAAGGCGAUCAAAAUCGACUUGAAUAAGGGAAGCAGGAAGAGGGAGAGACAGUGGGUAUUUAUAGAAGCUGGAACUCAUGGUAGGGAGUGGAUAACAAUUUCAACCGCUCUGUUUUGCAUUUAUCAAUUGACCGAGAAGUGCUUCAGAAAUGUAGAUAUUUUAAAACAAAUUGGAUUCAUAAUUGUUCCUGUUGUGAAUGCUGAUGGAUACGAAUAUACUCAUGAGACGAAUGUUUCAUGGAGGAAAAAUCGUCGCCCUAUACCCAACUGCAGAUACGUCGGGACUGACUGCAAUCGAAACUAUGAUUUUCAAUGGGAAGGAGGCUUAUCACGUUUAGGCAAAAGUACUUUCCAAGGAGAAGUUCCAUUCUCGGAACCAGAAACUCGAGCCAUUCGAAAUGUUCUAAAAAGAUUUAGCCCCAAUAUCAAGUUCUUCCUUUCGUUCCAUUCCUACGCCCAGUCACUUAUGUAUCCCUGGGGCUACUCAAAGGAUCUUCCUCCUUCCUGGGAGAAGCUGCAGCAGUUAGCGGAAUGCGGUCGAACGGCGAUCAAGAAAGCGACCGGCCGUUCAUACCGCUGCGGAAGUAUAUCCAAACUGACCCAUAGGACAGUGCAUGGGUCCAUUGCAGACUACGCUUAUGGAGUUGAGAAGAUACCAUUUGUUAUAGUCAUGGAGCUUCCAUCUUCAAAAUUUGGAUUUCGUCCACCAAACACGGAAAUUGAAUCAAUUGUUACAGAAAGCUGGACUGGAAUCAAAGCCAUGUGUCGACGAGUAAUUAAAAAUUGUCAGUAA